This is a messenger RNA of Morchella importuna, 930 nucleotides long. RefSeq lists its product as uncharacterized. Bases 1 to 930 code for a protein of 309 amino acids. Lineage: Eukaryota; Fungi; Ascomycota; Pezizomycetes; Pezizales; Morchellaceae. The record is from RefSeq and is a predicted model, not a curated record. The transcript has 3 exons. Gene Ontology annotation, molecular function: methyltransferase activity. Gene Ontology annotation, biological process: ubiquinone biosynthetic process.
AUGGCAUUCCGUCUCGCCAGAAACAGGGCCUUAAUAGCGCCUGCAAAAUCUGCCCUUGGAGCAAUUCCCCGUACUGCCCUUUUUUAUUCAACUUCCUCGAAACCCGCUUCUUCCGGUCAACCCCAAGCAUCUGAAGCAGAGACUCACUUUGGGUUCCAAACUGUCAAAGAAUCCCUGAAGGCAGGAAAGGUUGCUGAGGUAUUCUCCUCCGUUGCUUCUUCAUAUGACGUUAUGAAUGAUGCUAUGUCCUUUGGCAUCCAUCGUCUAUGGAAAGACCAUUUCGUCCGAUCUCUCAACCCUGGCCGAAAGUCUGGCGGCUCACCUAUGGCCAUCCUUGAUGUCGCUGGUGGAACCGGAGAUAUUGCUUUCCGCAUGCUCGAUCACGCCGACAAAAUCAACGGCGACCGUGAAACCACCGUAAUCUGCGCAGACAUUAACGCUGAUAUGUUGAAAGAGGGCGAAAAACGUGCUCAGCAGCAAGGAUACAUAUCCACCAAUCGUAUCUCUUUCCGCGUGGAGAACGCUGAGACACUUGACAGCAUUCCAGACAACUCAGUUGAUCUCUAUACCAUUUCCUUUGGUAUCCGUAAUGUCACCCGCAUCCCCAUGGCACUCAAGGCCGCCCAUCGGGUUCUAAAGCCCGGUGGUGUAUUCGCCUGUCUUGAGUUCUCUAAGGUUUCACCUGCGCCGCUAGACGCCAUCUACCAGCAGUACUCCUUCUCUAUUAUCCCUCUGAUGGGACAACUUAUUGCCGGUGACAGGGACAGCUAUCAAUACCUUGUCGAGUCUAUUAAGAAAUUCCCAACCCAACAGGAGUUUGCGGUCAUGAUUAAGGAAGCUGGGUUUAUGAAUGUUGGGAAAGGAUAUGAGGAGUUAACUUUUGGUGUCGCAAGUAUCUGGAAGGGUGUUAAACCAUUGGAUUCAAAGUAA